UUUUUCGCCAUUCAAUCAAGAAACUCGGAGUUAACUCUUAAAGGAGUAAAUAGUUCGCGGCGAGGCGAGCUCGCUGUGCGAGUCUGUUUCGCGUCUCAAUAGUUCUGAUUACGGAUUUCUAUCAAAUUCUCAACGACUAUCGUACUCUUCGAGUAAGUAUUUCCAGUACAGAAGGAGAUCGUCUGAACGUUAAUCAAAAUUCUAAGACGUGACGUUAAACUCUGACAGGGAAAAAUACAAAUUAAAAAAAAAGAUCAUUUGCUAUCGGAGGUCCUCUGAGUUCGGUACUAUUGCGUACUGUUUAUCCGUGUGUAUAUGCGUGUGUAUUUGCUUCUGUCGCGUGCACGAGGACCGGAAGAGUCGGCCCAGAAUUGGCCGAAAACAGAAAGACAGACUGUACGUGUGUCUGUGCUGCUGUCUCUGCUGGUAGUGUAAUGUGUGUGCUCGCGUAAAAAGAGUGUAUAUGUAUAUAAUGGUUGCUGGUGUAUGCGCGCGCGCGUUACUCUUCAUUACGAUUGGAAGUAAAAGAGAAAGAGAGGGAUAGAUGAUGCGCGAGAAGGAUCGCUGACGAAGUGUAAAGAGGGAGUGGGAGAGAAAGAGAGAAAGAGAUAUAUAGAAAACGUUAAAAAGGUGCUGGGUAGUAGCACGAUAGAAAGAGAGAGAGAGAGAAAGAGAGAAAGAAAGAAAAAGAUAAAUAAGUGUGUCGCGACAUCCUAAAGAAUAUAAGAGCUUUCUUUUCCUUCUUUAUAAGAGUGAAUCGAAGUUAAGAAGGAAAAAGAAGAAAACAAAAAGAAGAAGAAGAAGAAAAAAGAUAGAGAGAAAGCACGAGUGGGUGGGGUGCCGAAGCCGUAGACGUGAAAGAGGGAUAAGAGAAAAGACAGAAACCGAAAGAAAGAAAGAGAAAGAGAUAGAUAGUAUACUAAGCGGAAGAGUAGUGGAAGGAUGCAAACGGUGCUGUGUAAACACGCGUCCUGGCUUGCACUGGGUUGCAGCAGUUAGACUUGGGAGAAUUGUGUUAGUUCGAUCCGUUUCUCUAGGCUGUCCUGAGGCUUCACGGAAGAAGGGAAAACGGUGAAAAGGAAAAGCGUGAAAAGUAACGGUGAAACGAUAAUAAAGAAAGAAGAAGAAGAAGAAGAAAAAAGAAAAAAGAAAAAGAAGAGGAGGGGAAGUAGGAGUAGGUAGAAAGGAGGAAGAGAGUGGGAAAGGGGUAGGGGAAGGAAGAGGGAGAAGAAGUCGGCCGAGCAACGGCGUCAGGUGACGCGCAUUGCUCCACACAGCAAGUUUAAACGCGCCUAUAUAUGAAUUGCUUUUACAAAUGACGGUGUAUCAAGACAAACGAGUUUGCCAUUGUUGUUGUUGCUGCUGCUGCUGUUGUUGUUGUUGUUGUCACUGGCUGGAUCAUCGGUCGUCUGAUUAGCUGAAAUCGUAAAAGCCUCUGCGAAAUGCAUCGUAGGGUGGGAUACAGCAACUACGAUGGCAAGAUCGCGGGCCUUUACGACCUGGAAGAGACUCUUGGUCGUGGACACUUUGCUGUGGUAAAGCUUGCUCGACACGUAUUUACUGGUGAGAAGGUUGCAGUGAAGGUCAUAGACAAGAGCAAACUCGACGAAGUAUCUAGGGCGCAUCUUUUCCAAGAGGUACGAUGUAUGAAAUUGGUGCAACACCCGAACGUGGUGAGAUUAUACGAGGUGAUAGAUACCCAAACAAAGCUGUACCUGAUUUUGGAAUUAGGCGAUGGCGGUGACCUUUACGACUACAUCAUGCGCCACGACAGUGGAUUAAGCGAAGAGGUGGCAAGGACGUAUUUUCGACAGAUAGUUCGUGCAAUAUCCUACUGUCACCGAUUACACGUAGUUCACAGGGAUCUCAAGCCGGAGAAUGUUGUCUUCUUCGAGAAACUCGGCACCGUCAAAUUAACCGAUUUCGGUUUUAGCAAUAGAUUUUGUCCUGGACAAAAGCUCGAAACUUCAUGCGGUUCUUUGGCUUAUUCGGCACCCGAGAUACUUCUUGGCGACAGUUACGAUGCUCCCGCAGUUGAUGUCUGGUCGCUCGGUGUGAUUUUGUACAUGCUGGUAUGCGGGCAAGCACCUUUUCAAGAAGCAAAUGACAGCGAGACAUUGACAAUGAUCAUGGAUUGCAAGUAUUCCAUUCCAGCUCACGUUUCCAGUGAUUGUAAACGUUUGAUCGCUAAGAUGCUUGUCAGAGAACCCGAAGGAAGAGCUUCACUCGAAGAAAUAGCUGCUGAUCCUUGGCUUGCUAUCGGAUCUGAUACGGAUUCUGUCGAAGUGUUACCAUUAGUAUCACGUCAACAAGUAUCCGAUGAUCAUCAUAAUCUUAUUAUUACUAAAAUGGUUAACGGUAAUAUCGCCACAAAGGAAGAUAUAUUAGAAGCGUUAGACAAGAACGAGUAUAAUCACAUAACGGCGACGUAUUUCCUGCUGGCCGAGAGAAAAUUACGAGCUCAUAGACAGGAACAGGUGCAAAAAGCACGUCCCGAGAUACUCGAUGUUUCUCCUAGCAGGCAAGAGGAAGCAACAGUGAACCUUCAUGUUAAUCAAAAUUUACUUGAUACCGUGAAUCAAUCCUUGCUGAGUGUUCCACGUACGCCCGGUGACGUACCACAGAACGUACGUACGAGAAAGUGCAGCAUCGUGCAAGAGGAAGAAGACGAGGACGACGUUUCAUCGUGUUCCGGAAGAGAAGAACGCGGUAGCAACUCGGCCUUGAACUCGUUCAAUCGUCGUGGCUCACGUUCGGAAGGGAAGCUCUCUCAUAUUUUGCAGGAAAGGCUGGGACAACUCCCAGAGAAGCAUCCUGGACACAAAGUGGCGGUCGCGUCAAGGCUCGCUGCUCAACAACAAGACGGUCCAAACGUAACCGUUUUACCUGCCGAUCGAGAUGGAAAGUGUUUAAAGUCCUUUACGAAAGAUCCCAAACUUGUCGACGCAACUACGACGAAUCGUCAUUCUAAUAUAAUAGGUCCUGCCGUUAAAAAGGAUAUCAACGCGAUAUCCGAUAAGAUAUCUGGUACGACUAAAGUAUCCUCGAUCUUCGAUGAAAGUUUAAAAAGUAAAUUUAGUACUACGCUAGUUCAGUCGUCGGCUUGGUCGAAAAAACCAGGCAGCGUGGAGAGUAGACCGAAAUCCGUUACGGAAUGUCAAAGAUCGUUAGGUCCUGUCCCAGCAAAUAAAUGGAGAAUGGGUGCUCAACAUAGAUCAACGGGACUUACUUUAGAUACGUCUCCGAUAUCGCAACCUGUCUCUAGACCGUCUGAUUUAAUUUCUACAACAACGACAAUUAUUCUAACGGAAUCAUCGACAGUUUCGAUUCCUCUUCGUUCGAGCACGCACGAAGACCAUCAAUCCACGAUACCAAAAUAUAAGACUAUGCCAUCGCCAGGUAGUACAGGUUCCAUAUCACCUCCGCAAUUAACGUUGAACGAGAUAUUAGAAGAUGGUGACGCGAUGCAAGGUACAGUUGGUUCGAACGAAGGUAUCAACAACAACGCUUCCGCCGCCAAGUGUCGUGUAGUCAGACGUACGGGAUACGAGCAGAGAAGAAGCAAGUUUCAUAAAACAAGAACUGCUUCGUGUUCGAGCUCGGACGCUAGCGACGACGACAGUGAAAGUAGGAAGAAGAGAGCUCAUAAGCUUGGUGCAACGACGGAAAAACCAUUACCACCUAGACGAGAUAGUCACGACGAUUCUAGCGAUUCUCAAGAUCCUGGUGGUAGUGGAGGUGGUGGUGGUGGUGGGGGAGGUAGUGGUCUUGGAAACGGGGAACAUACGAGCGAAACACCAUCGAAUACACCAGAUACUAGUCGUAACGAUGGGGGUAAUAAUACUACGAACACAACGACAAGCAAUACUACAACAGCCGGUGGAAGGCACAGAUCAACGGAUAAUCAAGUGGCCUUUGGUAGAAGACAUAGAGCAGGUAGAAGAAGAGCCGGGGAGACGCGUUUGAGAGAAAGCCAAUCAUUGAAUCGAAUAACUGAAGUGCAAGAAGCCGAGGGUCCAUCAGCCUGUCACAAUCAUUCUCACGUAUCUCGCAAUUCGACAAUUUUAAACGUUCAAAACGUUUCAACGUCAACCUCCUCGAUAUCCCAAACUAGCACCGGAUCUCAUUGUAUUCAUCAUCAUCAUCAAUCAAUUUCUCACGCGACCACAACGACCGUACAAAAGGCUAAAGGUUUCGGUGCUAGACUUUUGCAAGGCUGGUCACUUGGCAAAUCUACUUUGUCGCAAGCUGUUAGUAGACAACAAACGGAUAACAAUACGACUUCUAGAGAAAUCAACAAAAUCGAUCAACAACACACGACGAGGUGUCAGCAAACAACAACUACUACUACUACUACUACUACUACGAUCGGAAAUUGUAAUAACGAUGAAAGAAGGAAGGAUCUGAACAACGGUGGUUGUUUGAUCGGUCAACAAACAGUAGUUCAGAACGAAAAAGAAAAUCGCGGAGCGUCGGUUAAUAGAAACGAAUGCAAAAGUAGGAAAAUUCGUUUGUUAAGUCGUUAUUUUGCGGUUCACAAGAAACUUUGCGUACCAUUGCCGGGUCUUUUUGGGAAGGGUCGAUUGUACAAGGCACGUUCUUGCGGUAACAUAGCACGCGAUCGCGUCAGUCCGCCAUCCCCUAAAUCGGUGCUACUUUGUGCCGCCUCGGACGACAAAUGGCGGGAACGUCAUCAGUGGUGCGACACGAAACAUCAGCAUCGUGGCAGCGACGGUGACAUCAAUCAAAAUCUUGGGCUUGCUCAUCUCGUCCAGGAAAGAGUCGUUGGUGUUGGUAAAGGGUGUACCGGUAUGCCAGCAGUUUGUCAUAUUCAUUUGGGUGACGCUUCCAAAUGUUGCAGCCUCUGUUGAUGAACGCUCGAUCGAAAAGAGAUAGAAAUUCCCAGUGUGAUUUUUUUUUAUUCUUCCUGACCCUAGGAUUUAUCAAUCUCGGGAGGAACUUUUGUUUGUUCGUACUAUCUCGCAGCCCCCACACCCUCCACAUCUAACAAAUACACACACAUACAACAUACAACAUAUAUAGAGAUACGUACAUGCAUAUGCAUACAUAUUUACAUACGAACUGGGACUUUUUCUAUGAGGAGGAUACAACCCCCCUCCCCACCCCACCCCGCCCGCCCCAACGUUCGCGUCGUUGCUGAUAAAUAAUCCCGUUGCUCUAACAUUCUUAAAACAUACAAUUUCAUUCUUCGUAAGUUCUAGAAUAAAUUUUCUCUAAUGACGAAGAACGUUUAGGGGUAUAUAUAUAUAUACAUACGUACAUAUACACAUACAAGCAUGUAUAUCUAUAUUUUUCCGCCCUUCUCCAAUCCCCCCGUGGCGUCGAACCACGUAAAAUAAUGGCGGUGACGUUUAAUACGCCAAAUAUUUAUUAAUCAGAUCGUUCCUGAAUAAUCUUGAUACGCCAAGUAUAGCUUGAACGUUGCUGUUAUAAGCGUCAAAUAAGAGAAUGAUAAGAGAAAAAGAACAAAAAAUAAAAUGAUUUAAGAGAAUAAUGAAAUAAUAAUAUUCCCUUUUUUUGUGGGAAGUGUAUCUAGUCUGUGUGAACAAGCCUGUAUUAAAUAUAUAUUGC
Molecule: messenger RNA, 5592 nt
Organism: Polistes canadensis
Lineage: Eukaryota; Metazoa; Arthropoda; Insecta; Hymenoptera; Vespidae
Gene: Snrk
Product: SNF-related serine/threonine-protein kinase
Exons: 8
Coding region: 1443-4871 (1142 amino acids)
Biological process (GO): intracellular signal transduction; protein phosphorylation; microtubule cytoskeleton organization
Cellular component (GO): cytoplasm
Molecular function (GO): tau-protein kinase activity; ATP binding; protein serine/threonine kinase activity
Source: RefSeq, a predicted model, not a curated record